This is a messenger RNA of Drosophila virilis, 4922 nucleotides long. RefSeq names its product zinc finger protein 62-like. The record is from RefSeq and is a predicted model, not a curated record. Gene Ontology annotation, cellular component: nucleus. Gene Ontology annotation, biological process: regulation of transcription by RNA polymerase II. Gene Ontology annotation, molecular function: RNA polymerase II cis-regulatory region sequence-specific DNA binding; DNA-binding transcription factor activity, RNA polymerase II-specific. NCBI's taxonomy places the organism in Eukaryota, Metazoa, Arthropoda, Insecta, Diptera, Drosophilidae.
CAGUGAAUUCGAUUUUUUGUCCAUUCAAUUUGUCCAUCUUUUUUUGUUGAAGAAUUGCAAUUAGUAUAUUUAACUAAGCGCAAAACGAAUCGUCAAAUUGCCAAAGGUGUGCAAGAAUUGUUGUUUACAUAGCGCAGACGAGAGCACUUGCUUUAAUUUCUUAUGACUUGUGAGAGCGCGAGCGAAACGUCGGUCCCCCUUGUUUCCGCGUCCACAUAUAUGUAUGUACAUUUUUGGUUUUGGAUUCUAUAGAACAUUUAAAGAUACGCAAGAUGGGCAAACCUGAACGAUCGGUUUUUAUUGCAGGUGUAAGAAAAGCCAUCAGAAGUAACGCGAAAAGCUAAACAAAAGUAGGAUGGAAUCCGCAAUAAAAAUGGAAAUACCAGAGGAAGAGAUAGACAAAGUUCGGCUCGGGAUGGAUAUAAAUGAAUUGCCACCGGAUCAAAUGGAAUACAUGCCGGAAGAUGAGUGCAAAGCAAAUACACCCACAAGUAUUUUCAGUUCUCGGGAUGCUAAUAGUUUGCCCGCCUAUAGCUCCAAUCAAAGACAGUCUAGCCAUCUGCUCGAUAACACAAAUCCAAUAAACAGCGAGCUUUGUGUCCGGUCCGAGCUGCUUGAAAUAGAAAACUGGGAGCUGGCCGAGCAAGAUAGAGAAAUAGGCCGCAGCAAAGAAGUCAAGGAUAGUUUCAAAAACAUUAAGGAGAAACAUACGGAACCUAGCUUAAAGAGCCACAAAGAAUGCAGUGCUGCUGCUAACGAGCCUAAAAUAGAUGCUAAAAAAACAAAAUUUAUAUGCCCACAAUGCCCAAAGGCCUAUAAGAAUAAAUCUACCCUCAAAUUGCACAUUCGUACGCAUACGUGCGAGCGACCAUUUCAGUGUCCACAUUGCCCCAAAGCCUUUAAACAGUUCAUGCAUCUGCGCAACCACAUAUCUAAUCAUGAGGGAAAAGCUGCCUUUAAGUGUCCGCACUGCAGAAAAUACUUUAUAGAGAAAGCCAAGUACGAUGAACACACGCGUUUUCAUAUUGGCUACCGGGCUUACAAAUGUCUGCACUGUCCAAAAAUCUAUACUACUAUUUCAAUGUUUAAAGAACACAUUUUAACUCAUCCUGCAAAUAACAGUGAGGUAAAUGUCCAGUCUGAACGGGUUGAUAUAGAAAACUCGAAGCUGGCCGGGCAAGAUAAUGAAAUAGGCUGCAGCAAUGAAGUAAAGGAUGAGGAGGAUAACAUUGAAGAGGAACAACCUGAACUAAGCUUAAAGAGCUACGAAGAAUGCACCGUGGAGCACAACGAAGUUGUCCAACCAACUGCUGUUAAUGAGCCUAGAAAAGAUGCUGAAAAGAAACAAUUUAUAUGCCCACAGUGCCAAAAGGUCUAUAAGAAUACAUCCAGCCUCAAUGUUCACAUUCGUAAGCAUUCGAGCGAACGACCAUUUCAGUGUCCGCAUUGCCCCAAAUCAUUUAAAAUAUUCGGGAUUCUGCGCUCCCACAUAUCUACUCAUAAGGGGAAAACUGCAUUUAAAUGUCCACACUGCAGAAAAUUCUUUUUAGAGAAAGCUAAGUACGAUGAACACACGCGUUAUCACAUUGGCCACCGGGCUUACAAGUGUCUACACUGUCCAAAAAUAUUUACUACUAUUUCAUUUUUUAAAGAACACACUUUAACUCAUCACGCAUAUAACAACGAUGUAAAUGUUCAGUCCGAGCUGCUUGAAACUGAAAACUCGGAGCUGGCCGAGCAAGAUAAUGAAAUAGGCUGCAGCAAUGAAGGAAAUGAUACUGAAGUAACCAUUAAGGAGGAACAAACUGAACUAAGCUCAAACAGCUACGAAGAAUGCACCGUGGAGCGCUACGAAAUUGGCGCUCCUCUUGCCGCUGACGAGUCUAGAAUGGAUGCUGAAAACAAACAAUUUAUAUGCCCACAGUGCCAAAAGGUCUAUAAGAAUACAUCCAGCCUCAAUGUUCACAUUCGUAAGCAUUCGAGCGAACGACCAUUUCAGUGUCCACAUUGCCCCAAAUCAUUUAAGGUGUCCGAGAAUUUGCGCUCCCACAUAUCUACUCAUAAGGGAAAAACUGCCUAUAAGUGUGCGCACUGCAGAAAAUACUUUUUAGAGAAAGCCAAGUACGAUGAACACACGCGCGUUCAUAUUGGUCACCGGCUUUACAAAUGUCCGCACUGUUCAAAAAUCUAUACUCAUAUUACAUUUUUUAAAGAACACAUUUUAACUCAUUCCGCAAAUAACAGUGAGGUAAAUGUCCAGUCUGAACGGCUUGAAAUGGAAAACUCCGAGCUGGCCGGGCAAGACAAUGAAAUAGGCUGCACCGAAGAAGUAAAUGAAAGUUUAAAAACCAUUAAGGAGGAAGAAAGUGAACUAAGUUCAAACAGCUACGAAGAAUGCACCGUGGAGCGCUACGGAAUUGGCGAUCCUCUUGCUGUUGACGAGCCUAGAAAAGUUACUGAAAAGAAACAAUUUAUAUGCCCACAGUGCCAAAAGGCCUUCACGACCAAAUUAAUCCUCACAAGUCACUUACGUACGACGCAUUCGGAUGAACGACCAUUUCCGUGUCCACAUUGCCCGAAAACAUUUAAAACUUUCUGGAUUCUGCGCUCCCACAUAUCUACUCAUAAGGGAAAAACUGCCUAUAAGUGUCCGCACUGCAGAAAAUACUUUUUAGAGAAAGCCAAGUACGAUGAACACACGCGCUAUCAUGUUGGUCACAAGGCUUACAAAUGUCUACACUGUCCAAAAAUAUUAGCUACUAUUUCAUCAUUUAAAGCACACAUUUCCAUUCAUCCCGCAUAUAACAGUGAGAUAAAUGUGCAGUCUGAACGGGUUGAAAUAGAAAACUCGAAGCUGGCCGGGCAAGAUGAUGAAAUAGACUGCAGCAAUGAAGUAAAUGAUCAGGAGGAUAACAUUGAAGAGGAACAAACCGAACUAAGCUUGAAGAGCUACGAAGAAUGCACCGUGGAGCACCACGAAGUUGUCAAUCCUACUGCUGCUAAUGAGCCUAGAAUAGAUGCUGAAAAGAAACAAUUUAUAUGCACACAGUGCCAAAGGGCCUUCAAGACCAAAUUUAUGCUCACAAAUCACUUACGUACGACGCAUUCGGACGAACGACCAUUUCAGUGUCCACAUUGCCCGAAAACAUUUAAAACAUUCGGGAUUCUCCGCUCACACGUAUAUACUCAUGAUGGGACAACUGCCUAUAAGUGUCCGCACUGCAGAAAAUACUUUAUAGAGAAAGCCAAGUACGAUGAACACACGCGCGUUCAUAUUGGGCACCGGCUUUACAAAUGUCCACACUGUUCAAAAAUCUGUACUCAUCAUACAAGGUUUAAAAACCACAUUCGAAUUCAUCACGCAAACAACAGUGAGGGACAAACUGAACUAAGCUUAAGGAGCUACGAAGAGUGCUCUAAUGCUGAUAACGAACCUACAAUAGAUGCUAAAAAAACAAAAUUUAUAUGCCCACAAUGCCCAAAAGCCUAUAAAUAUAAAUCUAGCCUCAAAUUGCACAUUCGUACGCAUACGUGCGAACGACCAUAUCAGUGUCCACAUUGCCCCAAAGCCUUUAAACAGUUCAUGGUUUUGCGCUCACACGUAUAUACUCAUAAGGGGAAAACUACAUAUAAAUGUCCGCACUGCAGAAAAUACUUUAUAGAGAAAGCCAAGUACGAUGAACACACGCGCUGUCACAUUGGCCACCGGCUUUACAAAUGUCCACACUGUUCAAAAAUCUGUUCUGAUCAGACAAGGUUUAAAAAACACAUUCUAAUUCAUCACGCAAACAACAGCGAGGUAAAUGUCCAGUCCGAGCUGCUUGAAAUAGAAAACUGGGAGCUGGAUGAGCAAGAUAAUCAAAUAGACGACUUCAGCAAUGAAGUAAAGGAUAGUGAAGUUAACAUUAAGGAAGAACAAACUGAACUAAGCUCAAACAGCUACGAGGAAUGCACCGUUGAGGGCUACGAAAUUAGCAAUCCUCUUGCUGUUGACGAGCCUAGAAAAGUUACUGAAAAGAAACAAUUUAUAUGCCCACAGUGCCAAAAGGCCUAUAAGAAUACAUCCAGCCUCAAUGCUCACAUUCGUAUGCAUUCGAGCGAACGACCAUUUCCGUGUCCAUAUUGCCCGAAAACAUUUAAAACAUUCUGGAUUCUGCGCUCCCACAUAUCUACUCAUAAGGGAAAAACUGCCUAUAAGUGUCCGCACUGCAGAAAAUACUUUUUAGAGAAAGCCAAGUACGAUGAACACACGCGCUAUCACAUUGGCCACCGCGCUUACAAGUGUCUACACUGUCCAAAAAUAUUUACUACUAUUUCAUUAUUUAAGGGACACAUUUUAAUUCAUCCCGCAAAUAACAGUAAGAUAAAUAUCCAGUCUGAACGGGUUGAAAUAGAAAACUCAAAGCUGGCCGGGCAAGAUAAUGAAAUAGGCUGCAGCAAUGAAGUGAAGGAUAUGGAGGAUAACAUUGAAGAGGAACAAACUGAACUAAGCUUGAAGAGCUACGAAGAAUGCACCGUGGAGCGCUACGAAACUGGCGAUCCUCUUGCUGUUGACGAGCCUAGAAUAGAUGCUAAAAAGAAACAAUUUACAUGCCCACAUUGUCAAAAGGCCUUUAAGACCAAAUUAGGCUACACAAAUCACUUACGUACGCAUUCGGACGAAUGACCAUUUCAGUGUCCACAUCGUCCCCAAGCCUUUAAACAGUUCAUGCAUCUGCGCAUCCACAUUUUACUCAUGUAGGUAAAGCUCCCUUAAGGUGUAUUCACUGCAGAAAACAGUUUUCAGAGAAUGCAAAGUACGAUGAGCACAAGCCCUGUCACAUUGGUUGGUCACCGGGCUUACAAGUGUCUACACUGUCCAAAAAUCUGUCAUCGUGCUGACACGCUCAAAUCGCACCUUAGAAGUCAUAACACAAAAAUUG